UCAGUUGCUUGUUUGUUUCUUUCUUUUCUUUUUGAUGGGUUCAGAGGGGGAAGACGGGUUGAAAAAAGAGAAAUAUGGUGAAGUUAAGAAAGAGAAAAGGUUGCACAGUGACUCAAUCUGCACACAACAAAACUGUGUAAGUUUGGGUUGUUUUGGCCGUGGAAGUUUUGCUUGCUUGUUUCCUCACAAGUAAAACAACUUGUGCUUAACACACUUCUAGCUCUCUAAAACUCUUUCUCUCGCUAAACAUCUACAAAAGCAAGUAAAGGGUGGUCUGAUCUAAAUAGAUCUGUUCUGUUAUUAGAGUACUGCUUCUUUGCCAUCAGUCAUGAAGAGACUUGGCAGCUCAGAUUCCUUGGGUGCUUUGAUCUCCAUCUGUCCAACCACAGAAGAACACAGUCCGGGACACAACCAUGUUUAUCCUAGGGAGUUUCAGUCCAUGUUGGAAGGACUAGAUGAAGAAGGCUGUGUGGAAGAAUCAGGCCAAAUAAUGGAGAAAAAAAGGCGAUUAAGCGUAGAGCAAGUGAAGGCCUUGGAGAAGAAUUUUGAAGUGGAAAACAAGCUUGAACCAGAGAGAAAAGUGAAGCUUGCCCAAGAUCUUGGCUUGCAACCGAGACAAGUUGCUGUUUGGUUCCAAAACCGCCGAGCUAGGUGGAAAACCAAGCAAUUGGAGAGAGACUAUGGCCUUCUCAAAGCUAAUUUUGAUGCUCUCAACCAUAACUAUGACACACUCCAACAUGAGAAUGAAGCUUUACUCAAACAGAUAAGAGAACUGAAAUCGAAGUUACAUGAGGAGAACACUGAUCAGACCAACGCUAUGUUGAAAGAAGAGACAAUUGUGUCUGAAAGUGACAACAAAAUAAUGGAAGACACUAAACCAGAUGCAAAUUCACUUGCUAAAGGUGAAGCCACUGAGAUGAACUACAAGAGCUUCACCACCAACAACAAUGGCGGGCUUGGAGGCUCAGUGUUUCCAGAUCUCAAAGAUGGGUCUUCUGAUAGCGAUUCGAGCGCAAUAUUGAAUGAAGACAUGAAUAAUAGCCCGAACGCGGCCAUUUCUUCAUCUGGGGUUCUUCAAGGUCACCAGUUCAUGGUAUCAAAUGAAUCUUCAAUUUUGAAAUUCAACUGUUCUUCGACGACGUCGUCGUCGCCGUCGUCCAUGAAUUGCUUCCAAUUCUCGGACUCGAAAUUGAUUCUUGGGGAUGCCCAGAAGGCGUAUCAGCCGCAGUUUGUGAAGAUUGAGGAGCACAAUUUUUUUGGUGGUGAUGAGUCCUGCAAUUUCUUCUCUGAUGAUCAAGCUCCAACUCUUCAAUGGUACUGUCCUGAUCACUGGACUUGAAGAAAAAAAAAAACCCACAUCAAGAAGCUGAAAAAAUAAGGAGGAGAGAGAGAGGUGUGAAAAUUGCCGAAAUUUUGUAAAACCAAGAAGUGGACUAGUUGAGUAUAUAUGUAAAUUACCUUUGCUCUCUCCAUUGUACAAAGUGAAGUUGCAGAGAAGUGAAGAAGAUGAGAAAAAAGCCAAGGGAGAGAGAGGGGUUCACGUGGCGGAACUGGUGGAAAUUGGAAGGUGGUGAAGGGUGAGGAUGAUUAGGCCGUAAUUGAGCUUUCACUCUCUUCUGCUGUUAAAAGAAGAAAAAAGAUUAGAAGUUGAUGAGGGAAAAUGAUGUAAUGGUGGAAAAUAAUCAUUGGCUCUUUCUUAAAGAUAGCUAAACUAUAUACAUGCAUUUAAUAUGUUUACAGCUGCUUUGUAAUGCAUGAAGGGGAUAGUCGUAUAAUUAUCAGUAGAGUAAUACUAGACUAGAAUUGGAUUAUAGAAAUUAUUAAGGUUGUAGGAAAUUAAUGAUUCAAACUACUGUUUUUGUUAAAGGAAAAUUACACUCACUCCCCCUUAUAGCUAAUUGAAAUAACAAAGUGUCCUCAUAGUUUCUAAAAUUACACAAG
This is a messenger RNA of Ilex paraguariensis (yerba mate), 1941 nucleotides long. NCBI's taxonomy places the organism in Eukaryota, Viridiplantae, Streptophyta, Magnoliopsida, Aquifoliales, Aquifoliaceae. The record is from the annotation of a GenBank genome assembly.